UUUGAGGCACCGAACGAAAACGAUAAGUUUUUAUUCGCAUGUAUGUACAUUAAACAUAUUUCCAAAAGCAAGCAAGCCCGUCCAAAUUUUUGUGCUUUCGUCAGAUGUCAGAUAUAUUGUCGACCCACGCAGAUAUAGUCCAAAUUCGGUGUGUAAAGCAGGGGGUAGUACCAUGGCCAAGAUCAUUCAGAUGGCGGUGAUGCUGGGCAGCUCCAAGCUGGGCCACGGCGCCUUUGGAUUCGAUGAAAGGCAAGCGGACUCGACGCCAGUGCCGCAGAUGAAGCGGGAGCUGCCCACGCGAAAGAUGUGCCUGGAGGCCUUCAAGCGAACCCACUACGACAUCCUCAUCAUUGGCGGCGGCGCCGUGGGCUCCGGCUGUGCUCUGGACGCUGCCACGCGGGGCUUGAAGACCGCCCUGGUGGAAGCGAAUGACUUUGGCAGCGGCACUUCCUCCAAAUCGAGCAAGCUGUUGCACGGCGGCCUCAGGGAUCUGGAGCAGGCCAUCUCGCGUCUGGACGUGGCUGCCUUUCGGCGGGUUCGCUGCUCCUUGCAGGAGCGCAGCCACAUUGGCAAGCUGGCGCCGCAUCUCAGCCAGCCGGUACCCAUCCUGCUGCCCGUCCACCACUGGUGGCAGGCUCCGCUCUACUACAUGAAGCUAAAGAUUUACCACCUAAUGGCGCCCAAGGCCACCAGGAGUUUUCAGUAUCUGAGUGCCGACGACGCAUUGGAAGUAUUUCCGAUGUUGCGACGCCAGGAGCUGUUUGGCGCCUUCGUCUUCUACGAGGGCCAGCACGACGAUGCCAGGAUGUGCCUCUCGGUUGCUCUUACGGCGGCUCGUUACGGAGCAGAUAUCUGCAACCACAUGAAGGUCUCGAGACUCAUCAAGAACAAGGAUGGCAAUGUGGCGGGCGCGGAGGCGGUGGACCAGCUGACGGGCAAGAAGUACAGCAUACGGGCGAAGGUGGUGGUCAACGCCACUGGCCACAUGAGCGACAGCCUCCGCAAGAUGGAAGACUCGGAAGCCAAGCCGCUCUGCACGCGCAGCUGGUCCUCGAUCAUCGUCAUGCCCCGCUUCUACUGCCCGGAGGAGGUGGGCGUCUUCGACCCGCACACGCCCACUGGCCGUUCCAUCUUUUUCCUGCCCUGGCAGGGCCACACGCUAGUCGGGUCCAGCGAUGAGCCUCUCAAUCUGCCCGAGCAGGACACGCAGCCCACGGAGACGGAUGUGCAGUCCCUACUGGAUUGCGUUAAGCACUUUGUAACGCCCAACUUCGACGUGCGAAGAUGCGAUGUGCUGGCCGUUUGGGGUGGCUACAAACCUCUGCCCGUGCAGUCCGAUAGCCUGCACCACACUCGUUUCAAGAACCAUGUAAUCCAGCUAGGACCUCGAAACAUGCUUUCCAUCGUUGGUGGCACGUGGUCCUCUUUUCGGGUUCUGGCUGAGAAGACCGUGAAUGCCGCCAUCCGGUAUGGAGAUCUUUCACCGCUGCGUAAGGAAUCGGUGACCGCAGAGUCCUGCAAACUGGACGGAGCCAGUGGCUGGAGUCCGAAGAUGUUCAUCCGGCUGGUUCAGGACUUUGGAAUGGAGCGUGACGUGGCUGAGCACCUAUCGAACACGUACGGAUCGAAUGCCUUCAAGGUGGCCGUCAGUGCGGACAGCAGUGGAAAGGCAUGGCCCAUUGUGGGCAAGCGACUUCACUCGGAGUUCCCGUACAUUGAGGCGGAGGUAAAGCAGGGCGUUCGCGACUUCGCUUGCACGCUGGAGGACAUGGUGGCUCGGCGACUGCGAGUGGCCUUUCUAAAUGUGCAGGUGGCCGAGGAGAUACUGCCGCAAGUGGCCAACAUCAUGGCCAAGGAGCUGAACUGGUCGCGAGAUCAAAUCAAAAAGCAGAUCCGCCAGACGCGCACCUUUCUUAACUCCCAGAUGGGCCAGCUGACCAAGGAGAGCGCCUCGCAGAUGAACAUUCCCAUCAAGAUGAGCGUGCGCCAAGUGCGCAAGUUUGCCGGGCAGUUCAGGCAAAUGGAUGAGAACAAUACGGGGUACGUGUCUAUUGCGGACUGCUGCAGGGCCAUGAAAACGAUGGGCGUGAAGGAGGUGCCCGUCGACCUGAUGCACAAUGUCCUGCGGGACAUUGAUGUCCAUGCCCAGGGCAAGGUGAACCUGUACGAGUUCCUCCUGCUCAUGUCGGCUAUUGUGCAGGGCAACACCGAGUACCUGCGGUACGCACGGCUGUAUCUGGACCACAAAAAGCAGAUGCAAGGCAGCAACUUUCCCACCGUAAUGCAAAUGGAGCGUGCCGGAGGCGGUCUUUGAAAGUAUCAUUCGUUGCAACAAUUUCCUCUUCGGAAUACUGCAUCCGUUGACCAUUGUCUACGCAUUACACGUCGAAGCAAUUCCCUUCGGGGAUCGCUGCCUCAACUUUAAUUUAUUCCUGUGUUAAAUACACAGUCUUCGGGUGGAGACGUGUUUCUUUCAAGCUACGAAUAGCAAGUUCUAAAAACUACAACAGUAUAGUGAAAGUUAAACACAAAGUGUAAAGUGCAGUUUGCACAACUAACAAUUAUUGACUAUAGUAAUUAUUUACUAAAAUAAAUAAUUAUUCCAUAUUGUUCUGGUAAUUGUUAUAUGUGGACUUAGAACAAUGAAUCAAAACGACAUACGUUCUCAGCGACAAUGUGAACAAGACGAGCGCCGGCUCUCUUUACAACGCAACAAUGCAUACUUUUCUUUCGUCUCACCGCAAAUCGGUGAUCGAGCACCCUCACCUUCAACUAACUCGAAACUUUUGCCCUCAGCGAACGACAGACCGCGUUCUUGCUCUCCCUCUCUGCCUGCUUCGGCUCACAAGUCGUGGAGCGAAGAGACCGCCUCUCCUACCCCGCUCCUCUCGCAGCGCCAAACGACCGUCCCGGGUAACUGUAACACUGCAAUAACGAGUGCAGUGACCUCACUGGCAACUGCCACAACAUCAACUUCGUCAGCGGCCCAACUAAUUAUCGCUGUGCCAGCUGUAAAUAAUUCAGCAGCACUGACCGUUUGCAACAACAAUAAUGCACGUAAAGAAGAAUCAAAACAAAAGCAGAAGUCGAUUUCGACUGUGCAGACUGGCAUGGAUCGCUACAUCCAAAUCAAGAGAAAGCUCAGCCCUCAAAACAAUAAGGCAGGUAAUCAACCCAAAAUCAAUCGAACCAACAACGGCAAUGAAAACUCUGCAGUAAAUAAUUCAAACCGAUAUGCUAUCUUGGCUGAUUCUGCGACCGAACAACCCAACGAAAAAAUGGUAGGGGAGCCAAAAAAGACCAGGCCUCCACCAAUUUUCAUACGAGAACAAAGUACAAAUGCACUUGUAAAUAAACUCGUUGCUUUGAUUGGUGACAGCAAGUUCCACAUUAUCCCACUUAAAAAAGGAAAUAUUCAUGAAAUAAAACUACAGAUCCAAACAGAAGCAGACCACCGUAUAGUGACUAAAUACCUAAAUGAUGCUGGUAAAAACUACUACACAUACCAAUUAAAAAGUUGCAAAGGGCUACAGGUAGUACUUAAGGGCAUUGAAGCAACAGUGACACCAGCUGAGAUAAUUGAGGCUCUGAAGGCCAAAAACUUUUCUGCAAAGACAGCUAUUAAUAUUUUAAACAAAGACAAAGUUCCGCAGCCACUAUUCAAAAUAGAACUCGAACCAGAGCUCCAGGCACUAAAGAAAAACGAAGUGCACCCAAUAUACAAUUUACAGUACUUGCUACAUCGGAGGAUCACCGUGGAGGAGCCGCACAAACGUAUCAAUCCAGUUCAAUGUACUAAUUGCCAAGAAUACGGCCACACCAAGGCAUACUGCACCCUUAAGUCCGUAUGUGUUGUCUGUAGCGAACCUCAUACUACCGCAAACUGCCCCAAAAACAAGGACGAUAAGUCUGUGAAGAAAUGCAGUAACUGCGGGGAAAAACAUACUGCAAACUACAGAGGCUGUGUGGUGUACAAAGAAUUGAAGAGCCGCCUAAACAAACGUAUUGCCACAGCACAUACAUACAACAAAGUCAAUUUCUACUCUCCGCAACCGAUUUUUCAACCACCCCUAACUGUCCCAAGCACUACUCCAACAAUUUCUUUCGCUAGCGCCCUAAAAUCCGGACUAGAAGUGCCCGCCCCACCGACAAGAACUGCUCAUUCCGAACAUACACCGACAAACAUCCAACAAACACAACAAAGUGGCAUCGAAGCUAUGAUGCUAUCCCUACAGCAAAGCAUGAAAGACUUCAUGACGUUCAUGCAAAAUACUUUGCAAGAGCUCAUGAAAAACCAAAAUAUCCUGAUUCAACUUCUUGUAUCUUCAAAAUCCCCAUAAUGGCUUCCCUACGGAUAUCUCUGUGGAACGCAAAUGGCGUUUCACGGCAUACACAAGAGCUCACACAGUUCAUUUACGAAAAAAACAUCGACGUAAUGCUACUAUCAGAAACGCACCUCACAAAUAAAAACAAUUUUCAUAUACCAGGAUACUUGUUCUAUGGUACAAAUCAUCCAGAUGGUAAAGCUCAUGGAGGCACUGGAAUACUCAUCAGAAAUCGCAUAAAACACCACCACUUAAACAAUUUUGACAAAAACUACUUACAAUCUACGUCCAUAGCCUUACAACUCAACAAUGGUUCAACGACUCUAGCCGCAGUCUACUGCCCACCGCGCUUUCCAAUCUCUGAGGAUCAAUUCAUGGAAUUCUUUAACACACUAGGUGACAGGUUCAUCGCAGCGGGUGACUAUAACGCCAAGCACACCCAUUGGGGAUCUCGACUUGUGUCGCCAAAGGGUAAGCAAUUGUACAAUGCGCUUACGAAGCCAGAAAACAAGCUAGACUAUGUAUCCCCGGGUAAGCCUACAUACUGGCCAGCAGACCCAAGAAAAAUCCCAGACCUGAUCGAUUUUGCAAUUACUAAACAUGUCCCCCGCAACAUGGUCACCGCCGAAGCACUAGCAGAUUUAUCAUCAGAUCACUCACCUGUUUUUCUAAAUAUGCUAACUCGCCCCCACAUCGUCGACCCACCGUAUAGACUCACAAAUUUUAGAACAAACUGGCCAAGGUAUCAAAAGUAUGUCUGUUCACACAUAGAACUAACGACGGCAUUAUCUACAAAGGAGGAUAUAGACAAGUCAACGGAAACUCUUGAAAACAUUUUAGUUUCGGCUGCAAAGGCUUCAACCCCGCCAGUGACGUAUGCAAAACCAAACUACAUCAAAACUAAUCGCGAAAUCGAGCGGCUGGUAUUAGAUAAACGACGCCUACGAAGGGAUUGGCAGUCUAAUAGAUCACCAAUUACUAAGCACAUGCUUAAGAUAGCCACACGCAGGCUUACCAAUGCUCUCAAACAAGAGGAAAAAAACAGCCAACGUUCAUAUAUCGAGCAACUCUCUCCCACCAGCACUAAGUACCCUCUUUGGAGAGCUCACAGAAACCUAAAGACUCCAAUAGCGCCAAUUAUGCCACUCCGAAGUCCCUCUGGCACCUGGUUUCGAAGUGAUGAAGAAAGAGCCAGUGCUUUCGCUGACCAUUUACAAAAUGUAUUCCGACCAAAUCCCUCUACCAACACAUUUAUUCUCCCUCCUUUAAUAGCAGCCAAUCUAGAUCCUCAAGAACCCUUUGAAUUCCGACCAUGUGAACUAGCAAAGGUUAUCAAAGAGCAACUGAACCCAAGAAAAUCGCCUGGCUACGACCUAAUAACUCCAAGAAUGCUCAUUGAACUCCCAAAGUGUGCUAUUCUUCACAUCUGCCUGUUGUUCAACGCAAUCGCCAAGCUUGGAUACUUCCCUCAAAAAUGGAAAAAGUCGACCAUAGUAAUGAUUCCAAAGCCAGGAAAAGAUAAAACGCAGCCAUCAUCAUAUAGACCGAUAAGCUUACUAACAUGUCUUUCAAAGCUGUUUGAAAAAAUGCUACUCCUUCGGAUUAGCCCUCACCUUAGAAUAAACAACACACUUCCAACACAUCAAUUUGGCUUUAGAGAAAAACAUGGAACCAUCGAACAGGUCAACCGAAUCACGUCAGAAAUUCGUACUGCUUUUGAACAUCGAGAAUACUGCACAGCCAUUUUUCUAGACGUCGCGCAGGCAUUUGACAGAGUGUGGCUCGAUGGACUUUUGUUUAAAAUAAUCAAGCUGUUGCCCCAAAACACACAUAAGCUACUGAAGUCAUACCUAUAUAACAGAGUGUUUGCAAUAAGAUGCGAUACAAGCACUUCACGCGAUUGCGCAAUCGAAGCUGGAGUGCCGCAAGGCAGUGUACUGGGUCCAAUCUUAUACACCCUGUAUACGGCGGAUUUCCCCAUAGACUACAAUCUAACAACCUCCACGUUCGCUGAUGAUACCGCGAUACUCAGUCGCUCGAAAUGCCCAAUAAAAGCCACGGCACUCCUAUCCCGACACUUAACAUCUGUAGAACGAUGGCUUGCCGACUGGAGAAUUUCAAUAAAUGUUCAAAAAUGCAAGCAGGUUACCUUUACCUUAAACAAACAAACAUGCCCACCACUGGUCUUGAAUAACAUAUGCAUUCCACAAGCCGACGAGGUAACAUAUCUGGGAGUUCAUCUGGACAGGCGGCUCACUUGGCGCAAACAUAUAGAAGCCAAAUCGAAACAUCUUAAACUUAAAGCAAGGAACCUCCACUGGCUCAUAAAUGCUCGCUCUCCACUUAGUCUGGAGUUCAAAGCUCUUCUAUACAACUCCGUCUUAAAACCUAUCUGGACUUAUGGCUCCGAGCUGUGGGGCAACGCAUCCAGAAGUAACAUAGACAUUAUUCAGCGAGCACAGUCAAGAAUUCUGAGAAUUAUCACUGGAGCGCCGUGGUACCUUCGAAACGAAAACAUACACAGAGACCUAAAAAUCAAAUUAGUAAUCGAAGUAAUAGCUGAGAAAAAAACGAAGUAUAACGAAAAGCUGACCACCCAUACAAAUCCCCUCGCAAGAAAACUAAUCCGAGUAUGCAGUCAAAGCCGGCUGCACCGCAACGACCUCCCAGCCCAGCAAUAAACUUAUUAGGGCAUUAAUGAAAAAAAAAAAAAAAAAAAAA
Molecule: messenger RNA, 7046 nt
Organism: Drosophila mauritiana
Lineage: Eukaryota; Metazoa; Arthropoda; Insecta; Diptera; Drosophilidae
Gene: Gpo2
Product: glycerol-3-phosphate dehydrogenase, mitochondrial
Exons: 1
Coding region: 173-2314 (713 amino acids)
Biological process (GO): glycerol-3-phosphate metabolic process
Cellular component (GO): mitochondrion; glycerol-3-phosphate dehydrogenase (FAD) complex
Molecular function (GO): glycerol-3-phosphate dehydrogenase (quinone) activity; calcium ion binding
Source: RefSeq, a predicted model, not a curated record